Dufourea novaeangliae is the source of this 1003-nucleotide messenger RNA. It is a transcript of the gene Apf, whose product is annotated as bis(5'-nucleosyl)-tetraphosphatase [asymmetrical]. Gene Ontology annotation, biological process: ATP biosynthetic process; AMP biosynthetic process. The record is from RefSeq and is a predicted model, not a curated record. Gene Ontology annotation, molecular function: bis(5'-nucleosyl)-tetraphosphatase (asymmetrical) activity. NCBI's taxonomy places the organism in Eukaryota, Metazoa, Arthropoda, Insecta, Hymenoptera, Halictidae. The transcript has 2 exons. Bases 449 to 874 code for a protein of 141 amino acids.
UCUGUGGAUACUUGUUAGACAGAGCAAGAACUCUUGCCGAAAUCUCACUUUAUCCAAGUGGAUGCAGAGAGGCUUCGGCGGGAGUUCUCGCUCUGUCUCACAGAUAACCACAGACACAACAGCACGCGUAGACCACUCAGCGGGAGUAACCUACCGAUGACAUAUUUACGGUCGCGACACGCAGGUGGCUUGCCUCUCGACCCCUCCAGCCAGAGAUUCAUCCGAUUCACCUAUAUUUACAAUAAUCUACAUUAUAUCUACACUUCGCGAUCUGUCCCGAAACAAACUUGAAACAACAUCGUACGAUCGGUAAGGGAUAACCUUAUUACAUAGCGAUUUUGCCGAUUACUUCUACCAUACAUAUCUCGUUCGUGGUUUGUUUACUACUUUGUACCGCACGCUCUGACCACGUUAAGUAAUCCGUUAAUUUUAUAUCAAAAUAAAUACAAUGACACGUCGCGCUUGUGGUUUCGUUGUAUUCCGUCGAAUCCAAGGGAUGGUCGAGUACCUUCUGAUGCAAACUUCAUAUGGGGAACAUCAUUGGACACCUCCAAAAGGACACGUAGAUCCCGGCGAAUCGGACAUGGAAACCGCAAUACGCGAAACGAAAGAAGAAGCAGGCUUGUUAACCACCGAUCUCAAAAUCUUCGAAGACGCGAAACAAGAACUAAACUAUUUAGUCAAUGAAAAACCAAAAAUUGUCAUUUACUGGCUGGCAGAGCUACUGAACAGCGAUAAACCUAUCCAAUUGUCGCACGAACAUCAGGCGUUCAAGUGGCUACCGCUCGAAGAAGCUUGUUCCGUAGUUACAUACGAGGAUAUGCAGAAGACAUUGAGAAACUUCAACGAUUUCAUACUUAAGAAUCUUUCUUAAUGUGGUCCCUUUUGGGGUCGCACAUAAAACAGUGCAUCUGUCGAGAUUAAUAAAAAUAAUUUGCUCGUUCUCGUUACGUUACCACACUAUUAUUACAUGUUCUUUUACGAUAAUACAAAACACCUUGAU